AUGGACAAGCCAAAUGACUAUCAUUUCAAUUUCGACGGCAGCAAUGGUCUUCCUCUUGUCAGAAAAUCGCCGUCUGCCAGUAGAGGAGCGUCUGUCGAGUCGUUGCUAUCCGACUCUGACGAAUCUGAGAAGCCAGACUGGAACAAGACAGAACUGCUAGGCUUGUCCGACGCCGUACGCGCCUCCUUAAAAUAUGACAAGAACCUAGGUCCCGGGGCCGACAAACUGAGCAGCUUCUUGGACGCCGUAUUGAAAGACGAGGAGCGCCGACGGCCAUCCCUGGACUUCGACACGAUCGAGCAUGCACGCCUCGAUAAGCUGCUGGCCGAUAUUAUCCAGCUCGCCGACAUGCUCAAAGUGACCAACUUUGCGACAGAACUACCGUUGAGGUUCCGGGUCGAUGCCGCUAAUGCUAAGAAACUGCGCAUGCUCUGGAGACAACGAUUCAGGGAGCAGUACUUUAUGAUUGAUCACAUGCGAAGCGCAGUGCUGGUCAAGGGAGGCCGGUUGAAGGAUGUAUCGUUCAAUUGCGCCUUGAAGUAUGACUUGGGGAAGUGGCAGACGAAAGCGAGUGACCCGAUGUCCGAGCUAGAGAGCAAUCUGCAAUUCAUACCUGGACACUGGUGGUUGAACAUCGCCUGUGCCCAACGCGACGGCAUCGUUGCGAGCCCGCUCGAGGCGCCGACAAAAAGCAGGUACGGCAUCACCGCUUUGCCGCUUCUCACUGGAAAAGAGGAGGUCUUGCAAACGGACGGCUUGAACAUCGUCAAAUACAUCCGCAAGGGUCGUUCGGGCGACAUGCACGUUCCCUUGAUCUCGCAAGUAGGGACGCAAAUCCGCAUUCUGCGAGGAUACAGACUCAAGAGCAUCUACGCACCGCAAGCCGGCGUGCGGUACGACGGCCUGUACACCAUCAGGCAGUACGGAACGAAAUUGGACAUCGCGACGAACACGCGCAAGCUGGAGCUGACGCUGGAGUGGGUGCGUGACCAGAAGGCCAUGGAGACUUUCACGAGGAUCCCGACGCCGUCUCAACUCGACGAUUGGACACUGUACGAGAAGCUCGAGGGCGACAAGAUUAAGCUUAUGGAGGGCGACGCGCGGUACCUGGAGUGGAACCUUCAGCACGAGGAGGAGAGGAUCGACCGGGAAGAUUGGAAGAGAGACCGCGAGUUUCGAGCCUCGUUUUCCUAGAAGCUGAAGAGGCUCUGAUGACGACAGAACUUAGCAAAGGCG
Molecule: messenger RNA, 1236 nt
Organism: Pseudomassariella vexata
Lineage: Eukaryota; Fungi; Ascomycota; Sordariomycetes; Amphisphaeriales; Pseudomassariaceae
Product: PUA-like domain-containing protein
Exons: 4
Coding region: 1-1194 (397 amino acids)
Source: RefSeq, a predicted model, not a curated record